Pleuronectes platessa (European plaice) is the source of this 390-nucleotide messenger RNA. RefSeq names its product cortexin-1-like. Bases 10 to 390 code for a protein of 126 amino acids. The record is from RefSeq and is a predicted model, not a curated record. The transcript has a single exon. Lineage: Eukaryota; Metazoa; Chordata; Actinopteri; Pleuronectiformes; Pleuronectidae.
CUGCCACUCAUGAGCACGUUCCCUUUCUUCUCCGCAACUCCUCCCAACACACCAACCAUCCAAUCAGUGUGUAAACCCUGCCUUUGGGUCCCGUGGAGGAUGAACGAUGUGCCAACCAUUGACUACGAGUUGCUGCUGUCCCCGGCCAGCUCCUCCCUCCCCGGCAGUCCUGGCGGUGGCAGCAGCAGCCCCCCUCUGACCAUGGUCGGGGUAGACAAUGAGCAGCGCACCGCCUUGGCCUUCGUAGGUCUACUCAUGCUUUUCCUGGUCUUCCUGCUGGUCAGGUGCUUCAGGAUCCUGCUUGACCCCUACAGUCGCAUGCCUGCAUCAUCCUGGACUGACCACAAGGAGGGGCUGGAGAGGGGUCAGUUUGAUUAUGCACUGGUGUAG